UUGGUUUUUUUCACGGCUGAUGAAAUAAAAGAUGAAACAUGUGAUUGUCAGAGGAGAGCUGACGAGUGGGUCAGACAGAGACAGACGGUCUACCUGGUCAUGGAUCUCCUGCUGAUGCUGUUGCUGUUGCUGUGGAGCUCAGGACUCCAGGCUGAAGAUGAACACCAAUCAACAGAGCCUGUCAGGUUGGUGGGAGGAGCCAGUCGCUGUGCAGGUACACUGGAGGUGAAACAGGGAGAGUGGAGACCAGUGGGUUACUCUGGCUGGACCCUGAAGAAAGCAGCUGUUGCCUGCAGAGAAUUGGACUGUGGCUCUGCUGUUUCAACAGGACGCAGAAAGGAGUCCUCAGACAGACCUGUAUGGAGGAUCAGAACUGACUGUCUUCAGUCUGGAUCUACACUGAGGGACUGUGCAUCAUCAGGUUCCUCUUCCUCCAUGGUGGAGCUCACCUGCUCAGACUCUGUCAGGCUGGUGAAUGGGACUAGUCUGUGUUCAGGCAGACUGGAGGUGAAGUCUGAGCAGUCGUGGUCCUCAGUGUGUGAAGCUGACUUUGACCAGCAGGAUGCAGAGGUGGUCUGUAGGGAGCUUGGCUGUGGGACUCCUUCAGUCCUCCAGGGGGCGCUCUAUGGAGAAGUGGAGGCUCCAAUGUGGACCAAAGAGUUCCAGUGUGGAGGCAAUGAGUCUGCUCUCCUGGACUGUAGAAGAUCAGACUCAGCUAGAAGAACCUGCUCACCUGGUAAAGCUGUUGGACUCACCUGCUCAGAGCCUGUCAGGUUGGUGGGAGGAGCCAGUCGCUGUGCAGGUACACUGGAGGUGAAACAGGGAGAGUGGAAACCAGUGGAUGACUCUUUCUCUGACUGGAUCCUGAAGGAAGCAGCUGUUGCCUGCAGAGAAUUGGACUGUGGCUCUGCUGUUUCAACAGGAAGCAGAGAUGAGUCCUCGGACAGACCUGUAUGGUGGAUCAGAGGUGACUGUCUUCAGUCUGGAUCUACACUGAGGGACUGUGUAUCAUCAGAUUCCUCUUCCUCCAUGGUGGAGCUCACCUGCUCAGACUCUGUCAGGCUGGUGAAUGGGGCUAGUCUGUGUUCAGGCAGACUGGAGGUGAAGUCUGAGCAGUCGUGGUCCUCAGUGUGUGAAGCUGACUUUGACCAGCAGGAUGCAGAGGUGGUCUGUAGGGAGCUUGGCUGUGGGGCUCCUUCAGUCCUCCAGGGGGCGCUCUAUGGAGAAGUGGAGGCUCCAAUGUGGACCAAAGAGUUCCAGUGUGAAGGCCAUGAGUCUGCUCUCCUGGACUGUAGAAGAUCAGACUCAGCUAGAAGAACCUGCUCACCUGGUAAAGCUGUUGGACUCACCUGCUCAGAACCUGUCAGGUUGGUGGGAGGAGCCAGUCGCUGUGCAGGUACACUGGAGGUGAAAGAUGGAGAGUGGAAACCAAUGAGUGACUCUGGCUGGACCCUGAAGGAAGCAGCUGUUGCCUGCAGAGAAUUGGCCUGUGGCUCUGCUGUUUCAACAGGAAGCAGAGAUGACUCAUACAGACCUGUAUGGUUGAUCAGAACUGACUGUGUUCAGGCUGGAUCUACACUGAGGGACUGUAUAUCAUCAUCACAUUCCUCUUCCUCCAUGGUGGAGCUCACCUGCUCAGGCCAGCAGGGGGCAGAAGUCAGACCCACAGGAGAACAUUGAGCUGAAGGAGAGCCGGCUGGAGAGGAAGGAGAGCCGGCUGGAGAGGAAGGGGCUCGGGGAGCAGAGUAGGACCUCCGAGGAGCCACACAAACCCUCUGAAGAAGAAAUUCACGUUUGGUUUCAUCUCUCCUCUCAGUCUGACAGGUUUUUGCAGCUCAGCACGGCGAGGAAUGGCGUCCAUAUUGUUCGAUUCCACAGCUUCUGAUUUCCAUCCAGCACCAACGCUCAGUGCCAAAACAGGAAGUAGUAAGACCUUUAUUAAAACCACUAGAAGAAGAGCAGAGAGGAGAUCUGAUUGGACCAUUUGUAACAUAAUUAUCUGUUUAUAAUUAUAGUUUGACAGAAUAUUAAUCUCUCUUGUGAACAGCUUUAACAUUUUUA
Messenger RNA from Scomber japonicus (chub mackerel), 2061 nucleotides. RefSeq names its product scavenger receptor cysteine-rich type 1 protein M130-like. The record is from RefSeq and is a predicted model, not a curated record. The transcript is spliced from 9 exons. Gene Ontology annotation, cellular component: membrane. The coding region runs from base 100 to 1680 and encodes 526 amino acids. NCBI's taxonomy places the organism in Eukaryota, Metazoa, Chordata, Actinopteri, Scombriformes, Scombridae.